AUGUCAUCAAAACCAAUAUUGUUAAAGGAGAAACCAUUUUGCGACAUGGAAGGCAUCAAUAUACAAAUUGAACCGUGUAAGACUUAUUUUAGUGAUGGAUGUGUAGAAACGGCAGGAACUGAUGAAACGGAUUUACUGAGAGGAGAAUCAAAAACUAAUUCAAUUGAAUCUACUAAUAAUUGGCCGUCAUGGUUGUUUAAACAAUCAGCAGCAAUUGGUUAUGGCGCAUUGAAUACAGUUGAUUAUCUUGGUGAAUCUUUGGCUAAUUUUUUUGGUAUCACUACGCCUAAAUAUCAGUUUGAAAUAAACUAUCAUAACAACAUAAUGCAAGAAAUGAAUGCAGAAAAAAUUGUCAAUGAAGAAAAUAUGAAAGGAUGGACACAACAACCUCCAAAAUGUAUUAUAACAGCAGAACCGUGUUGA
Macrosiphum euphorbiae (potato aphid) is the source of this 423-nucleotide messenger RNA. The record is from the annotation of a GenBank genome assembly. Lineage: Eukaryota; Metazoa; Arthropoda; Insecta; Hemiptera; Aphididae.